UUGUAAUAUAAUCCUUAAGAUAUAAUUUUUCUAUAUCAGAUUAUAGAACUUUAUCAGAUCUCUCGCCUGACAGUGAUCUGAAAGAUUUUCUGCCGAGGAGCACCAGACCAAGAAAUGGAAAAACCCCGUAUCCAAGUGCUCCAUUUUGUUUUGAUCUCUGACCCUGGACCAGCAAACUCUGCCAACUUCUUGAUCUUAUGUGCUUGGACAGAUAAGUGUCUUCUUGAAAGAUGGCAAAAUACAGAGGCUGAAACAAACCCAACCCAGAUUCAAGGUACAGAGCACCAGCAACAUACUUCUGCUCUGAACCAAAAUAAAAACUAUUGCCUUCUUGUCUGAGGGAGACAAUUCUUCAGUUUGUUUAACCCAUACCCUUUUGGUCUUACUCGAAAUCCUGCUCGUAUAAGCAGGUAUCAGGUUGAUGGGCUAUAUAAGUUCGGGAGUCACCCGGUGUUUCAUGGCUUGAAGCAUCAGAACAGAAUUGAAACUUGCUUGUGAAUAACGAAUCACAUACGCUAUUAUUAACUUGUAUUGAACAGUUUUAUCCAAGGAAAUGGUCAGCUCGUGUUGGAGACCGUCUUUCGAAGGACAAGAAAGCCGCAAGCACGACGAAGUUGGAGGGAGAUCCGAUGGGUUGAUGUGGAGCAAAAGCUUAGGGAAUCAUGCUUACGGAGAAUUCUCCAUGGCGGUUAUUCAGGCCAACAAUUUGUUGGAGGACCAAAGCCAGCUCGAAUCGGGACAGCUGAGUUUCACUGAUUCCGGGCCCUUCGGGGCGCUUGUUGGCAUCUAUGAUGGCCAUGGUGGGUCUGAGGCUUCACGGUUUGUCCGCAACAAUCUGUUCUGCAACAUCAAGAAAUUGGUGUCCGAGCAUAAAGAGGUCAGUGCAAAUGUCAUUAAGAAGGCUUUCUCAGCAACCGAAGAGGAUUUUCUCUCUAUGGUAAAGAAACAUUGGCAUAACAAACCACAGAUUGCGUCCGCCGGAUCGUGUUGUCUGGUUGGCGUCAUAAGCAACGGGACUCUAAUUGUCGGAAAUGCUGGGGAUUCCCGGGCGGUACUAGGGAGAGCAGUGAAGAACUCCAAAAGAAUAACACCCAUCCAAUUAUCAGAAGAGCACAAUGUGAAUUUCGAAUCUGUGAGAGAGGAAGUCCGGUCCCUACAUCCCCACGAUCAACAGAUCGUGAUGCUCAAACAUAAAGUUUGGCGUGUUAAGGGACUCAUACAGGUCUCAAGAUCUAUUGGAGAUGCAUACCUGAAAAGGACAGAGUUCAAUAGAGAGCCUUUGCCUCACAAGUUCAGACUGCCUGAGCCAUUUAUCAAGCCAAUCUUGAGUUCAGAGCCAUCAGUAUCGAUACACCAACUCCAGCGUGAAGACCACUUCCUCAUUUUCGCAUCUGAUGGUCUUUGGGAGCAUUUGAGCAAUCAAGAUGCUGUUGACAUUGUCAAGAACUACCCUCGCAAGGGAAUUGCAAGGAGGCUGAUCAAAGCGGCGCUGAAAGAAGCAGCGAAGAAGAGGGAAAUGAGGUACUCGGACAUGAAAAGGAUCAAGUGCGGAGUGAGGAGGCACUUCCACGACGACAUAAGCGUCGUCGUUCUGUUUCUUGAUCCGCGGUUAGCCAGUAGUAAGAGCUCAUUACAACGAUCUGUGUCGAUAAAAGGAGCAGGAAUGGCCUCUGCUCCUGCUGCUGACUCCUAGGUAUAGGCAAACGGCCAGGGUCUAUCCCUCGCCAACCAGUCUCACCAUUCAACUUACUUAAUGACGGGUUCUUGUAGAAGCUGCAUCGGAAUUCCUUGAGGAUCAUUAAGAGGAGCCCUCAGGGACCAAUUCCCAGAGCUAAGAACUUGUUAUGCAAAUCAGUAUAAUUGGAAAGAAAUUCCCCGGACGAUUGUUGACAAACGACUCUAGAUCUGUUAAUUGAAAGUUCGUAGGGAUCUAUUGGCAAAUGUAAAUAAAGGUCGUCUCCGCUUUCCUCAGUAAGUUCUGAUUACUUGAUAAAUUAAGCUCCAAGAUUGAAAUUUGAAGAUUAGCUCCAUCACUUGAUUUGAUGCAAAAGUUAACUUCAAGUUGAUUUCAUACAAAAAAAAAAAAAAAGGGCAAUGCCAAGGAGGCCAUAAACUAAUGCAUAUAGCUUUUCGGUUCACUAGCCUCUUCAGCCCUAUGUUAAAGCAAUGUCAUUACCUAGAAGCUUACCUCGAGACUACUAGGACUCUCUUGCCCAGCAUUCGGUCGAUGCUGGAAGAUCACUUCAGAGGAAAAAGAAAAUUCACCGGUCAUGAGGGAUGGAACUUUCAAAACAUACUUUCGAGGACGAUUUGUUCUUUUUAUUUUCAUUCAGCUAAAGAUACCUACUUUCGUUUCCAGAGCUUUCCAAAUGGUUUCUAAAUCAGCAAAUCAACUGUUAGAAGUUGGACCACAAGGACUGCCCGAAACAGAAUUCCGAUUCAGACCCCUUAUAAACAACACACAAGGCAGUCAUCAGCUGUCGUUUCAAUUCAACAGCCAAUACAGAUGACUGUCGUCUACAUGUGUCUACAGGUGUCUACAGAAUGGGGUCUAUGAUGUCUCAGGGCGCAAUGCCUGUCAUAAGAGGAGACAGCUAGGAUAGCAACCAUAUGGAAGAGACGAUGAAAACAAUAUCCAACAAUUUACUCCAAUACAAAACGAAUAUCACAGUAAAAUUACAAUAACUAUAACCUUAGUUCACUACUUAAGAGAAGUUUCAUAACUCAAAACAUCAUUACAUGCCAAACUAUCCCCAGUCAAAUGGACAAUCCUACCUCACUGACUGCAAUCCACCAAGUGAAGACCCGCAGAAAUCAAGAAACCUCCUCCACGUGCUAGCUUUUCUCGAAGAAACGGAUAAGUAUAUCAGAAAUUCCAAUUUCACAGCCAUGAUUGACAGAUUUCAUUUCUUUGUAUCAUAGAAGCCGAACUUUCCAUAUUUGAGAUGUCCCUACUUGAGUUUUGCCAAAAAAAAAAAUGUACCUUCAAUUCAUUCCAACACAAUCUGCAAUACGUCUCACUAUCAAGAGAGACUGAUGAUGACUCUCAACAAACAAGAAAUGCUUUAUACCUUUUCAUGAUGCAGCCUAGAUUAUUUGCCACUGGUAAAAUCUAUCAGAUCUCAUGACCAUUCAUUUCAUGAACUGCAUGAUAUGAAGCAGCAAAACACCCCCAUAACGUACUAACAUGGAAUACAGAACUCAAAACCCACUCAAAAACAUGCUCUACCUCAUGCGGGGAAUUUUAGUCCGGACUAGACUGAGAGUUUGUUUCAAAAUUACAAAUUUCAAA
Syzygium oleosum is the source of this 3292-nucleotide messenger RNA. Its product is annotated as probable protein phosphatase 2C 38. The record is from RefSeq and is a predicted model, not a curated record. The coding region runs from base 554 to 1693 and encodes 379 amino acids. The transcript has 5 exons. Gene Ontology annotation, biological process: protein dephosphorylation. Gene Ontology annotation, molecular function: protein serine/threonine phosphatase activity; cation binding. Lineage: Eukaryota; Viridiplantae; Streptophyta; Magnoliopsida; Myrtales; Myrtaceae.